ACGAUACUCGCCGUCAAACGCGUCUCGUCCGCCGUGGCCACAGCAACGCAUCGCACUCCCGCUCUUGUGCCUCUGUGCUAAUCAGAUACACACACACACACAUACACGCACCGAUUGGCGCUAUAUAUUUAAAAAUCAGUCGCGCGAGGGUGUCAUAUAUACGAGUAUACCCACACCGAUCUUUUAUGUGCAUCUAGAGGGGACAGGAAAAGAUCUCCACAUCUCCCACAUACAUCUGUAUAUUUUUUGCCUAAUAUUCCUAUUUUAUUGUGACAAACCAAACGCGGAACAGUGCUUUAAAAAUAGUUCCGUUCCCAAUCGAUCCACUAAAUAAAAAAUAGAAAAAAAAACCCCAAUAUCAAAAUGGUCGAGACCGUGGUCAAUGUGGAGCGCACGACAACAACUACAACAAAUGGUCCACCCGGCGGACCAUCAUCCGGCGAUGGGGGCUUCUGGAGCGCCAUACGCCUCAACAUUGACUAUUUCCGCACCCUGCCGGGCAUCAUCAAGAUUGUGGAAUUCGUGCUGGGCAUUAUUUGCAUGGCCCUGGCCGCCCCGCCACUAAACUCGGCCACCUCGUUCUUUAUGUUCGUGAUCGUCAUCUCGUUCAUCAUCACAAUCCUGCUGAUCGCCGCCUACUUCCUCGGCAUACGCGAGGCCCUCAAUGUGGCCGUCAACUGGAUAUUCUCGGAGCUGAUCACCACCGCUGUGCUGACGCUGCUGUACUUCAUUGGCUUCAUUGUUCAGCUGGCCAGAUGGUCGGAGUCCGCGGACAAGGGCAGCGGCUCCAACACGGCCGCCGGUGUCUUUGGGCUGUUCAACUUCUUGGCCUAUGCGGCGGGCACGUACUUCCUGUUCCUCGCCCACAGAUCGGGAGCUACCCAUUAGUCUGGACGGAGCUGGAGCUGGAACUGAAACUGGAACUGGGAGCAGCCGCAGGAAGGAAGGAAGGGAUGGGCCGCAUGGAUGAGACCUAGCGUAGAAUAAUUAUUAAUUGUU
Molecule: messenger RNA, 999 nt
Organism: Drosophila miranda
Lineage: Eukaryota; Metazoa; Arthropoda; Insecta; Diptera; Drosophilidae
Exons: 3
Coding region: 364-888 (174 amino acids)
Cellular component (GO): membrane
Source: RefSeq, a predicted model, not a curated record